Messenger RNA from Rosa chinensis, 1131 nucleotides. RefSeq lists its product as uncharacterized. The record is from RefSeq and is a predicted model, not a curated record. NCBI's taxonomy places the organism in Eukaryota, Viridiplantae, Streptophyta, Magnoliopsida, Rosales, Rosaceae. Bases 58 to 903 code for a protein of 281 amino acids. The transcript has 4 exons.
UUAACCCUUCAAUUUCUAGCUAGAACCCUAGAUCCACGGUUGUGAGCACAAACUGGUAUGAUGGACUCUGCACUUUUUCUCCAUCGUGGUGCUCUCAACAUUCCUUCCACCACUAGCCGUGCAGCCGGAUUAGCAAGGCCUUAUUCUAGUUUCAGACCUUCUUCUCUUUCACUUUUUUCAAAGGCUUCCACAUACCCCACCCUAUCGCGACACACCUUCAAUAGUCCUGUGAUAUGUGCACUUAACAAGCAGCCCUCGCCACCUUCGCCGAAUUACGACAAAGACAAUGGUAAAAAAAUUGUGAUGGUGGGGGGUGCUUCUGAAGUUCUGGCUUGUGCCCCUGGAGUCAUCAACUACAACUUCAAUUUCAGUCCCACAGCCAUUGCCUGCAAGAAUAAUAGUUCUUCGUCCUCAACUGAAGAAGACCCACAGGUUGUCUUGCCUGCACCGAAAAAAGUGUUAGAUUCAUUUUUGAAGUUGAAUAGACAUAUAACCACACCCAAGAGUGGAUAUACACCGCAGCUGUCUAUUUUUGACUCUUUUCCGGACAUGCCAAGAGAGCACGACUAUGACAAUCUUGAGAUUGCAGUAGCGGAUUUAAUCAAGUCCGGAAUGUGCAGUGAGGCAGAGAGACAACUUAUUAAUCUAUACAACAAAACCUCUAAGAAAAAAGGGCCUCAUCAGGCAGAAGAUGUGGAGAUGGAAUUGGUACUAGUUCUCAUUUUCCAGGGAAAAUACAAAGAGGCUUCGGAACGUGGUUGUCUCAAGUGUGAACCCAUGAAUAGUUCGAAAGGUCUAGUUCAUUUUUACAAGGCUAUUAUCUACACCAUGUUGGGCGAUCAGGAUGAUAGAGCCAAGAAACACUGGGACAUAUUUUUAUUAUCCUUUAACAGUCCUAACUAGAAGCCCUCAGGUCAUGAAUCAAAAGCAAACUAGAGGCAUGAGAUAAAAGUUAUUUAUUGGAUAAUUGGUACCCUCAAAGUGCAUUCCCUACAGCUAGCCCAAACUUCCAUUAGUUUCCAUUCCCUAUGAAAUUGAUCGCAUGCAGAUUCUUUCCUUUGAAUAAUUGAUGAAUGUCGUUAAAAAUGUGUACUUCAAAUAUUUUGGUAGCUGGGAAUAUGUUAUAUCACU